UUCUCAAUCCUCCCCACUUAUCGUCCCGCGAGCGCCCCCACCAAUCGGGAGCUAGAAGCACCUGUUGCGUACCUACCUGUUUUACUUGCUUCGUAGCUCGCUUCAGUCAGUACGACGCGCGUCGUCCUACGAGACGGAUGGUGUUGUUAACGGGUCGUAUCAACGUCGUUCUUUUUUUUUAAAUAAAGAAAAGAUUGUAUAUAUAUAUAUAUUUAUAUAUAUAUAUAUAUAUUUAUACAUACAUAGUAAUAGAGAAAAGAAAUAGAAAAUAUAUAUUAAAAAGAUAGAAAAAAGAACGACAGUUAUGUCUUCUCGCGUGCUAAUCGGUUGUUAAGAAUCAUUGAAAUAUCAAGUAUUAAUAAAAUCAAGAUAGAGAAACUUAUACUACGGAAAAAUAAAUUAGUGAAUAUAAUUGAGAAGAGUAGAAGAACGUAUCGUGAAUCCCCAACGCAAGUUGGCAGCAAGUCGGUUGGUGGUUGUUGUUGGAUAUGUACGCGGGAAAAAACUGAAUCGCGUACUUUCGCGAGAUAGAAGACGAAGAAGGAGGAAAAAGGGAAGGAGAAGGAGAAGGAGGAGGGAGAGAGAGAGAGAGAGAAAGAGAGAGAAGAGGCCAUGGAGGACAUUGCGUCGCAGGAUAUUAAUGCCUCCUCCUGUUUUGGUACAGGAAGCGUGGCUGGUGCUGUGAUUGGGACAUUUUUAACGACGAUCCUUUUGUCGGCCGUUGCAGCGUUACUUUACAAACAAUGGCGCAGGCACAAGGGUAAACAUUUGGUGUUGGUGACGGAUCCAGAGAUCGUCGAGGAUGCAUAUGCCUUUGACAAUCCUUGUUUCAAAGAUGCCACACCAGCAGUUGGAAGGAUUUCAGCGGAUAGAUCGAUAUCAAUGGUCCCUGAUACUCCUGCUAAGGAUUCGACACGUUGGUCGACACCAUGGACGUCGUUGGGAAUUGGCUCGACCAAUCGUAACGAUAAAAGGAGAACCUUAGAUGACUCGUGCCUUGGUCCAAAAGCUACCAGAGUCAGUGUAGUCAGUUUAAGGAGUCGUGAUUUCACCGGACUUGGAUUCAACGUUUGCGGAAAUAUGAGAGAAGGGAUCUUCGUUAAAGAUCUUCUCCAUCGUGGACCAGCCUCAGAAUCUGGCCGAAUACAUCCUGGUGAUCGGAUAGCAAGCGUGAAAAUUAGCUUCCGUAACAUGGUCUACGAAGAUGCACUGACGAUUUUGAGUUAUGCAUCUCCAUACGACGUUGAAUUGGAAGUAGAGAGCGGUGGUACCGGUUCAAAGCCAGCGACCUUGUUGAAGAAGACCGUAGGUCCUAGUCCAACAAGAAUAUGUCAUCCGCUUUACAGAAGUCAAUCGAUCCCAGAGUUAUCGCAGGCUCACAAGAGUUCAGCCAAGAGAUUGUUCAUAGCCGAUCCUAACGAGUCAGUGGGUUCGAAUUACUCGACGAUGAAUUCGACGUUGAAAUCAUCGAAAUCGACUCCGGGUAGUCAUACUUUGGAGAGACGUCACGACGAAGCAAAAAACAAUCAUCAUAAAUUUGGUAUAAAGGUAUUGCCAGCGCUGGACGGUACCGUUCACCGUAUCGAAAAUCAGAACGAGCAUAACACGAAUUUGGAACGAAGGCAUUCGAAAAAGAUGGACGUUGAGAAACACAUGUCCAGCAGCAGCGGCAGCACGAGCGUUAACGUAACCGACGGAACGUCAGAAAAUCUUAAUAAAGUUCGUUCGGCGGAACCGCAACAGCGUACGGAAAAUUUGUCGAACAUUUUGAAAUCGAACAAGCGAACCUUGGAAAUGAAUGGUAUUGAUGUAUUAGACAAUCCUGAUAAAUCUACGAGCGAAUCGAUAACAAUACCUUCGGAGGUACCUGCCGAAGUUCACAACGCGGCAAUGGCUGCCCGUAGAAACAGGAAAAACAGUUCGGAGUUAUUGAAUUCGCCAAAAGUCUUUUCGCAGGAUUCGAACGACAUCGAGGAUCUUAAAAGUCCUCCAAAAAAUAAGAGAAAAGCACCGGCACCUCCGAAAACUAAUAAUUCCAACAACGAGCCGCCGGACGUUGUUACGCCUGUAAAGAAGAUCGUGUCGCCGUCUAGAUCGCACGAUCUUGAGAAGGAGGACGCAAUCGACAGUAUCGCGGAUUAUACCGAAUCAUUGAGCGAUUAUGUGAACAAGGUUAGGGAUAUUACGGAUGACACGGAAUUACGUAGGCCUAGGCUCGAAAGUCAUAUUGUUCAUAGAAGAAAUUCCGAGUCGGAUACGGACAGCGAGGUUCAGAAUAGUUUUACUACGAUCGAGUUGAAUCCUGCUGAUAUAACGAUUCAUCGUACACCCGUACCUGAGGUGAACGACGACGAGGAAGAUGACGUUUACAGAAAAGCCGCGAGUCUGGGUGAUUUGUCAAAGUACGAGAGCAAAACGUCGACCCCAUUGGAAAGGGCUCAGAGUCUUGAUAUGACUGAUACCGGUGCGAAAAAAAGGAAGGCCCCAUUACCACCGGAGGAUAUAAACGAGUCCACCGAGGAUCUGACCAAGUUGGAUCAGAUUGAUACUUUUGAUAAAUGUAAAUUGAAGAAGUCGAACGAAUGGGGCACUCUGGAGGACGUUCUUUGGACCAAGGAAGAGGAAGAUGAUAGAUCUAAAAAGCCAAGGACACGUAAAAAGAGUAACAGUACUUUGGAGAGAUCAAAGUCAGCCGUAGAAAUAAAACUGAAGGACGAAUUACUCUCCCCGGUAGCUAAUGAAAGAUUGGACGACAUUGAGACUGAUGUUAACGAAACGAGUAUAGAGCUGUACAAUUUGCCUCUGAGCAAACGUCUAACCCAAGAAUUUAUACACGCCGAGAGAAUGUUCAAUCCCGACGAGGAUAAUUCUUUGGCUAGAAUCGUAAACGACGGUAUGGUUGUUAAGAGUCCAACGUUGGAGGAGAUGGAAUUAGAUUUCAGGCAAGCUAAACCAUUGUCGAAUGACGAUGAUGAAGACGAUGCGGCCGUCGUAGUCGAGGAAAAUGAUUAUGAUGAGAGUCCCGUCAACGAGGAUUUCAAUAGAGCCUUGCGUUAUUUCGAGAUGCACGCCAGUAAAUCACCGACCGUUUCUAACGAAUCUACGAAAAUUAAUUUGACGCGUUUGGACGAAUGGAGGGAGGAAAGUUCACGUUUGUCAAACGAUGCGACGUUUUAUGCUGGUAAAAAAGCAGUCAUUGAAGAACCAAUAACGAAGAUUCUCGUUGAUAAAAAAUGUCGUGGUUGCGAGGAAAAAUAUGGACAGCACGAGCACAACUGUAAAAGACAUUCCAUUGAACCUAUUAAGGACAAGAGGUAUCAUAACGAUUCCCAAGAACGUAACAGGCAAUCGACGCUAGAAGACAAGAGCUUCGAAUCCGUUCAUUCUACAAAUGUAAAAGAACUGAGUGGGGUUGGACGAUCUUCCACUCCAACGCAUUCCAAAGUUCACUUUUCCAAAUCCGAAGCAGAGGUCUCGAAGAUGCAAGAACUUAAAUCCAACGAGUUCAAUGCCGAUAACAAGGAACAUUCGGUUUCAACCUUCCACGUGCAUAGAUCGAAAUUCGAAGAGAAGUCCGAUCAACGCGAAAGAUAUUCACCGGUGAAGUCCAAAUCUCCUAUGGAACCACUGCUCGACUCACAGUUUACGAAACGUAAUGUUGGUGUUUCCAAUAACAAAAAACUCGGGCGAGAUGAUGAGAGAGAGGAAGAAGAGGAGGAGGAAGAGGAGGAAGAAGAUGAAUAUGAAUUUGGAUCUAACGUCACUGUCAACAGCAAGAAUCUCUCAUCUCCUAACAACGAUAGACAUAAUAUCAGUAACGUUAGUGUCUCCAGUGGAGAGAACAGUGAAGAUAGUGGACUCGUUAGGGAAUCUAUUGAUUAUAAUUUACAGGAAUCAGAAAGUCGUCCACCUUUACCAAGUACACCGAUGCCGAACAGUCCACAAAAGAUGACGUAUAUUACAGAAAUCAAGGUUUCAGCUAACAGAGACAAUAUUCAUGAUCUUGAUAGUGAAAGCGAAGAUGUACACCCCGUUACGGGGAAUAACGGUGAAGCUAGAAAGUUAACUCAUCAUGAGAUCACUGUAACAUCCAAUGGGAAACCAACGUCUGGAAAAAAACCACCAGUUCCUCCUAGAAGAUCGGACAUAACGAAAAUGGCUAAAGAGGAUAAAACGGAGAAGCAUGUAGUUUAUGUAUCGGAAUAUAAAUCUACGACUGGCAAGGAUUCACAAACAACUGAUAUCAAUCUUGCUGAUGAGAAACAAUCCGAAGCUGCUAAUAAAAAGUUUGAACAUUGGAUCUUCUUAGGUGAUAAUAAGGAUCAAAAUCGAUGGGGCAAUGGUAGUAGUCAGCCACAAUCUGUUACGAAUAUUAUGUUAUCUUCUGGAGAUGAUAAAAUGAUACAUCAGUAGGAAUACAUCUUUGAAAGAGAUGGAUGAGUUUGAAAUUUCUUUUUUGUCUUUUUUAGAUCAUGCAACAAUGAUCAAAGAUUGGAUCAAUGUAAAAGUAUUGUAUAUGUAAGGAAAAAAGUAGUAACAAAUUUGAAAAUAUUAUAUCAAUUAGAUUUUCUUCUAGUGAUUAAAAAAAUCAUUAUUGAUAUGUCGUCUUAUGGUGCCUGUACUCAAAUGUUUAUUUGACAAAAAAAAAAAGAAAAAGGAAAAAAAAAAGGAAAUAUAAGUAUACUCAGGAAUGCGAAUAUCUGAAAGUAAUACUUUAUGAGAACUGAGAACUCUCUGAAUGUCAGAAUAUUGAUAAAUAAUAUUUUAGCACAAUGAAGUAUAUUUUUGUAUUUAAAUAAUAUUGAGUCACGAUAAUAAGAGUCUGCAUUUAUAUGAGUUUCUGUACGAAUGCGUGUAAAGUUUAAUAAUCUCACGUGAGAAUGAUCGGUGAAAAAUAUUUUAUUAUUUUAUUAUUAGAAGUAGAAAUUCUUUCAAAUCAUGAUUAAAAAAAUGCGUGUAGAAAUAGUACUGCUUGUUUAUUGAAAAAAAAAAGAAAAAAAGAAAAACAGAAAAAAAAAUUAAUAACAAUAGGCGGUUUUACAUUUUAUUUUCGAUAGUACUUAGUAUUAAAUAAUUUAAGUCUUUUUCGUUUUAGUUUUUGUUUUAAUAUCAAUGAUAACUUUUAUUUAUUGACUGAUCUGUAAAAGGAAGAUAUAAAGGAAGGAUAUGUUGAGAAAAUAUGUAUAAAAAAUAUUCGGCACACAAAAAAAGACAUGAAAACAAAUGAUAAUGUCAUGUGCCAUAAAUAAUCAUUUAUGUGGCAAUGAAUAAGUAUAUAGCACAGGAGAUAUUAGAAUUUGAAAAGUUAUUUAAAAAAGAUUAAACUGAGAAAAAAAUCAACAGACAAUGUGCACAGAAAAAUUGCACAAAUUGUUUAUAUAAGAUCUUCUGUUAAGUAUUAUUAUAUUAUGUACAUAUAUAUAUUGAUUACAAUUUUAAAUGAAUCUAUUUUUGUAAGAAUUUAAUAACAACAUUUGUAUAAUCAAAUCUUUCGUUUCCUAUAUAUUGCGUAUACAAGUUUUUAUGGUGUGAACAAAGUCAAAUUUUAAGAGAAUGAUCUGUAAGUGAGAUAUUAGUUUGUACAGCUAUUCUUUUCAAUAUUGGUAAUGGGGUUUAUAGUUUAUAAGUUCCAUUAUAUUUUUACUUUGUCACUGAUCAAUUUUAAUGUUUUAUAGAGUUGCAAAAUCAUACGUUCUUUUAUAAUUAAUUUUUUUCUUAAUUAAAAAUAUUUUCUAUUUAGGGAAAGAGAAAAGAUGGAAAAUUUAUCAAAGCAAAAUGUUUUCCAAUUUAAUAUACCAAUUAUAAAAAAGAUAUAUAUUGUAUUAUAUGAUUAGCAACAAAAUAAAAUGAUGUAAAUAAGUGUAAACCAGAAAUGAAAAUAUAUUGCUGCUGUUGAUAUAGUUAUAUAUAGAACGUAACGCGAAGAUAUCGUUAUAUUCUGCAUUUUAAAAUAAAAAGAUAGAUAAUAAUUACAAAUGUAAAGAAAAACGAAAAGAUGUACGCUGUAACAAAUUCUAUCUAUGACUACUCAUUACUUAUUCAGAAAAAGUAAAUACUCAAAAUGUAUAAGAAGAUAAAAAAAAGAGUGUGUUUUAUGUUUGAUUAUAUUUUGUAAAGAUUACUUUCAGAAUAACAAUUGUCAAUAUUUUUUUUUUUUUUUUUUUUUAAUUAAUUACAUCGGU
Molecule: messenger RNA, 6182 nt
Organism: Vespula vulgaris
Lineage: Eukaryota; Metazoa; Arthropoda; Insecta; Hymenoptera; Vespidae
Product: enolase-phosphatase E1-like
Exons: 4
Coding region: 613-4413 (1266 amino acids)
Molecular function (GO): protein binding
Source: RefSeq, a predicted model, not a curated record